AUAAAAUAUCCUCAAUCCAAAACCCAAAACCUCAAAGCACCGGCUGAUGCUAGGAAUCAGGAUGUUGCAGAUUAAAUUGCAGUUCUUCCCUUCAUCCUUCCCAAGUUCAAAUGUUCUUUCGUCUAAUAAUCUUCCAAUCCUUCCUUCUCCUUUCUUCACAUCAUCGUCCUUCCACUGUUCCCAGUGGCCACUGAAGCAACCUAGGAGAAAGAAGCCAUUGUUGGUGUUGUGUACGAACUCUGAGGUGAGUGGAGGCUAUUUGGAUGGGGAAUUUGGAGUACAAAACAAAAGGAGUAGAACCCAUGAUGAAAAAUGGAACGACAAAUUGGACUCUUCCCAGUAUGAAGCUCUGCUCAAGGGAGGAGAACAGGUCACUUCCGUCCUCCAAGAAAUGAUUACCCUUUUGGAGGAUAUGAACAUGGAUGAAGCAUCUGAGAAGGUGGCAGUUGAAUUGGCUGCACAAGGUGUCAUUGGCAAAAGAGUUGAUGAGAUGGAAUCAGGUUUUAUGAUGGCUUUAGAUCACAUGAUUCAAGUUGCUGAGAAGGACCAAGAUGAUCUGCGCAAAUCACUAUUGGAAGUUGUCAAGGAAACUGUAUUAUCUCAUCUUACAAAAAAAUGUCCACCACAUGUUCAAGUGAUUGGCUUGCUUUGCAGAACUCCUGGGAAAGAAAGCAGGCAUGAACUGUUACGUAGAGUGGCUGCUGGCGGUGGCGCCUUUGAAAGUAAGAAUGGAACCAAAGUUCAUUUGCCAGGAGCAAAUCUAAAUGAUAUAGCAAACCAGGCGGAUGAUUUGUUAGAGACAAUGGAAACUCGGCCAGUUGUUCCAGAUCGUAAACUACUUGCAAGGCUCGUUUUAAUCAGAGAGGAGGCUAGAAAUAUGAUGGGGGGUGGACUACUGGAUGAAAGAAAUGACCGUGGUUUCAGUACACUUCCCGAAUCUGAGGUUAAUUUCUUAACCAAACUGGUAGCUUUGAAACCUGGGAAGACUGUACGGGAAAUGAUAAAAAAUGUAAUGCAAGGGAAAGAUGAAGGUGCUGAUAAUGCAGCUACUGAGGAGGAAGACACUAGGAGUGGAAGUGUUUCAAUUGGAAUAGCAGGAAGGCCGAGUGUAACUGGACGAAAACCACUUCCUGUUCGCCCAGGCAUGUUUCUGGAGACUGUCACCAAGGUCUUAGGUGGUAUAUAUUCUGGAGAUGUACCUGGUAUUACAGCACAACAUCUAGAAUGGGUUCAUCAGAAGACACUUGAAGUUCUUCAGGAAAUAGCAUUCUAGGCUUGUGGAGUUCAAUUCCAUGCUUGCGGUAGUGAUUCUUGAUGGGAAAAUUGAGUAGUCUCUUAACACCAGGGAAUAUUUCAAGUGAAAAGUGCUGGCUGCUUUUGCAAUUUUCUUAUGCAAGUGACAAAUGAGGCGUCCCAAACCGGUAGCAGCAAACAAACAAAGGUCAGACAUUAACAAGCUCAUAGAUUUACUGCAUAGUAAGUACCUAAUUCUUGAACAUACUCUGUCAGUUGGGCAUUUGCUUAUUGAAUGAGCUGAAGUCAAGGAAGAUAUUUCCCAGAUCAAGUAUGCUAUAAUAAUACUUGUUAAUCAGACCUUCAAUGAUAAGCAAUGAAACCCAUAUGUAGCUGAAAUCAUACUUCUAUCGAGAAGCAAAUCAGCCAACAAUGAUGAAGAUUCAAUCUCCAGUUAACAAGAGUGGAAUGCCAUGUGGGGAUUGGGCCUACUUGAUAUACCAUAUUGAUAUAUUGAGAUCAGUGUAGACCUGUGUAAUGAUUUGAAUGUAGUGAGUAGUAGAAGCAAACACAGCAAGGAUUGCUACAUAUUCCCCCAAUUAUUUUCUCAGCUUUUCCCCACAGGCUUCCUUCAUUGCCUUAUUGCCUUUGCCUUUUUAGUAAAGUAAACUUAGUAUAUACAUAAAUCUUCCUAUGAUCC
This is a messenger RNA of Manihot esculenta (cassava), 1933 nucleotides long. Its product is annotated as protein PEP-RELATED DEVELOPMENT ARRESTED 1, chloroplastic. The transcript has 10 exons. The record is from RefSeq and is a predicted model, not a curated record. Gene Ontology annotation, biological process: regulation of DNA-templated transcription. Bases 47 to 1273 code for a protein of 408 amino acids. NCBI's taxonomy places the organism in Eukaryota, Viridiplantae, Streptophyta, Magnoliopsida, Malpighiales, Euphorbiaceae. Gene Ontology annotation, cellular component: chloroplast nucleoid.